UUGGUGAGCCGUACACAGGCCUCCCGUGUGCUGUGUGUGUCCUCUGCAAACACUGAUUGAACCGCGGGCGUUGCCAUGGCUACACGCAGACCCAAUGAGAAGCUCGCGGUAGACUGUUGCUGAAUGAAAAUAACAGAGGCCAUUUUGCGAACGAAGCCAAGACAUCAUUCACUAAUAACGAAAAACGGAAACGGAGGCAGAGCCGGUCCAUUUCUGGACUGACGCCGCUUCUCUUCUCCAGAGUCGCUAGGGUCGGGACUGCGGCGCGGCUCGCGCAUGUAGUCGAGAAAGAAAGGCAGGCGGUAACUUAAUUGUGCCGCCUUCUCCUUGGAGUGUCUUAAGGAGAGGGGACAGGUUAUUUUCACCGCAUUGCUGUCCGAGGCCCAGUGACCCCCCGGGAGAGAGGGAGUAGCCUUCAGUCAAGGUUGGCACAACAUCCAUGCGCGUUGAAAACAGGUGUACGGUUUCAUCACACAGUAGCUCCCGAAGCCGCCGUAGCUUCACGGUGUGUGUCACUUCUGCGCCUGUCCGAGGACUUCACUCGUUUUAUAUGGAAAAGACAUGUUAUUAGACAUGUUUCGGGAAUUUGUCCGGUGAGGUGGCAGCUGUGUUAAGGCAUUGAACGGGGAUCUUGGGACUAAAGCUUGAGCGGGAGGAGAUACUUGUCCUGAGCAGAGGAGAGAAAGUGGAAGGCACAGGGGGACUUUAAGUCACAACGCCAUACGUGACUCUUCUUAGCACUUCUCCAGUCUUUUGGGUUUAUGACGGAAAGUGUGUGCCCCUGCUGCCGAUCAGUAAGAAGUGCUCUUCAAUAUGAAUACAGAUAGCGGAGGAUAUGCUCGCAAAUGUGUGGCCUUGUCACUCAUGCUCUCUCCCAUGAAGAGGGUCCAGAGCUCACCAAAUCUAGCCACAGGGAGUGAUUCUCACUCAUCGGACUUGGAUUCUUGGCGGUCACACAGCGCAACAGACGGCCUUAAAAACGGAGAUGCUAGCAGCUCAUCGCUUGCUGCCAAAGGCUUUCGCAGCGUCAGACCCAAUCUGCAGGACAAAAAGUCCCCCUCACAGGAUAUCAGUCCAUUGCCAUUGCCACCCCCCAGAAAAGAGAGUUUUCACUUCUCGCCUGCAGGCACUAAUCCUCAAAAUUACAGUUCCCUUAUUGGCCUGGCUAAUGAUUUGAGUCCUGGAAUGCUAACAAUCACUAAAAAUGAGCAAGCAGUCUUGAAAGAGUCCUACACUGUAAGAAGCACAUCAUCCUACUCAUACUCAGAAACCAGUGCAAACACAGUCCAGCAGCUGAAUGAGUCCGUUGUCUCGAAUGACACAAGCAAUGCUAAUACAAAAGAACGUAAGGUGUCUUCCCUUACACUAACUCCUGUCACCAUCCCUGACCCUCCUGCACACCUCAAUUCUUGUGUUGAUCCCCAACAUAAGACCCAAACCACAGGGUCCCCUCCACCCACUUCCUCACCUCCACAAAGAAGUCCCAUCCUAUCUCAACCCGUGACACAGACAGCUUCGAUUUCUGUCCGCUUGGACAAAGAGAAUAAAAAAAAUCCUGCUUCAUCUAAGACAAACUCCAAAGUGGAACUCGAGGUCUCAGAUCAAAUGGCAGCUCCAGCUCCAUCCCAGGUGGAGAUGACGAAGCCUCCUCCUGCAAUUCCACCAAGGCCUUCUCCUGCAAAACUGUUGGGGCCUCCCUCGCCUGACCCCACAGCACGGCACUCCCCCUAUCGCUACCACAGCUCAGAGUCACUUGACUACCUGUCAGGUCUAAUGCCCAAGGCACUAUCACCCACUCCGUAUGUCCCAAGUGGAGCUGGUGGCACAGCUGGUGCGGCCAGCGGGCCAAGCCACGGCGCAGUCAGCAGUGUGAGCUGUGCCUCGCCCUCGGCUUCCCCCGUUACCGUGUCAGCUCUCAGCCACUACUCGACAUCCACGGUCGGUCUGCUGGACGAGCUGCAGAUCUGUAGCCUGGACUCGCCUGUCGCCUCACCCACGCCAUCGCCCACUCUGAGCCAUGUCUCUACCUACACGCCCACUGCUGGCCGUGAUGAUGUGCUAACAACCUCUGUGGCCUCCACUGCUGCAGCAGCCACUUUCACUAAUGGCCAGGUUCUUUCUCACGCAAUGAAUGGAAGUACUAGCCAUCCACAUAGGCCGCUGUCUCCCCCGUCAUAUCCUCCACCUCCUGUCUCACUCCACACGGGGCUUCAGAGACAGAGCAGGAGUUCAGAGGGCAGUGAAACAGUCACCAGAGAGUCUGUGAUGUCAGGGCACACCAGCAUCAGCAGCACUGUGCCCAUUGCCCGUUUCUCAGAAGAAGAAAAGAAGGUGUCGGUCGUUAAAGCCCCCCACUACGAAGGCAUCGGCCCAGUUGAUGAGUCAGGCAUUCCUAUCGCCAUCCGCACGACGGUGGAUAGGCCCAAAGACUGGUACAAAACUAUGUUCAAACAGAUUCACAAAGUUCACAAAGCAGAUGACGACUAUUCCGACACAUACAAUGCUUCAUAUGCUCUCGUAAACAAUGAUAACUACAGCCUGUCAUCCAGCACCACCAUGGCCCACCCUGCCCCUCGGACACAUACGUACAGGCCUCUGUCCAAGAGCCCCUCGGAUAACAAUGAAGGGCAUCUUGGACCUCGGGAGCUUUCACCAUCCCCUGUACCCCCACCACCUCCACCCAUGCCAUCCCUUCUCCAACUGAGGGCGAGAGACAGUGAUCGCGAGAGGGACUUGACAGACGCCAAUGAAUGGGGUCCUCCAGACCGAAAAGUGGACACGCGAAAGUACCGCGCAGAGCCCAAGAGUAUUUUUGAGUACGAGCCUGGGAAGUCCUCUAUCUUGGAGCAUGAAAGACCAACCUAUGAUGACAUAGAUUUAGAGAACGAGCCUUGGUAUAAGUUCUUUUCCGAGCUGGAGUUUGGGCGGCCGCCUCCUAAAAAACGGCUGGAUUAUAAUCCAGACAUCUCCGCUCGCCAGCGCAUUGAGACAUCCCUCCACAUCACUCCUGCUGACAAGGCUCCAGAGAGACCUGCAAGUGCUGCCAGUGACUACAGGAAGAGAAGGAAGUCUGAGCCGUCAAGCUCCCAAGUGAAUGCUCCAUCUCAGAGCCGAGCUGCAACUUCCCCUAAACCAGUGGAUGCCUACAGACCCAGCAGCAGCCUAAAGAAACCCGUCAUUCGUUCCUCACCAUCCUCACCCUCCAGAGCCAAAGACCAGGACAUCUCCAGGAGUUCCACACUGGAUGGACGCCACACACCCCAGAACAGAAGACCCACUCCUGACAGAGAGGUCUCCCAUAAACAGAUGACACAACUUAUUCUGUUCUCUCUCCUCCAUCAGAAACAACCUGCAAGAGCCAUUUAUGAUUUUAAGGCACAAACGAGCAAGGAGCUGACAUUUAAAAAGGGUGAUGCAGUGAACAUCAUCAGGCAGAUAGAUAACAACUGGUAUGAAGGAGAACACCGUGGGCGAGUGGGAAUAUUCCCUAUAGCAUAUGUAGAGAAGAUGCCAUCUUCAGAGAAGCAGCAGCCAAUCCGUCCUCCUCCUCCAGCACAUGUCAGAGAGAUUGGAGAGGCAGUGGCCCGCUACAACUUUAACGCUGAUACUAACGUGGAGUUGUCACUGAGAAAGGGUGAGAGAGUGAUUGUGAUAAGGCAGGUGGAUCAGAAUUGGUAUGAGGGGAAAAUCCCAGACACAACCAAACAGGGGAUCUUUCCUGUGUCCUACGUUGACCUUGUCAAGCGAUCUCCAUCCAAAAGCUCCGCCCAUCACAUAGAUCCACAUGGUUACCCCAGCAACAGGACACCAAGCUCCACACCCGUCAAGCCUUUCUAUCAUCCACCUCCACCACCCACCACCCACAAACCCCCCUCCCCUCACCCCUCUUUGAGAAGCCUUGACCUGCAAGCCAUCACCACCGAGUGGCUGUCCCUCACAGUGGAGCCGUCAGCAUCCACUCAAGCUCGCUCCCUCACGAACACCCCUCUGCCGCCCACACCGCCUCCUCUCCCCUCUGACCUUGCAUCUCUCCUAAAGGCUCAAGAGCCCAAAGCACUCUCAUCUGCACAGCCACAAAAAAGUUUCACCUUGUCAUCCCUAGCAACCACAGCCUGCAAAGAAUUUUCCAGAACGCCCACUUUUAAAGACGCAAACCUCAGUUUAGGUCACACCACAGCUGUCUCACCCAUCUCCCCCCCUACUCCUCCUCCUCCAGACCCCCAUUUCUCAUUAACCUCUCCACUGCCUGACUCUUCAUUUCAAUAUAACUGUGGCAGAGGACUGCAUAUCACUGAGGAAGACUCAAACUUAGGAAUUACUACGCCUGAGGUUUUAUCAGAGCCGAUAAAAUCAGCCACACCUCCUGCACAAGAGCACAAAUCCACAGUACGAGUAAACAAAAGCAGGGAAACCCCAGACACUAAACUGCAAGUCAAAGACCCUUAUGAUGAGCUGUUGUGCAUGUUUUUGGAUGGUUCCAGCAGCACAGAUGAUGGUGAUGUUUUGAGAUCAUCUCCAGUAGAUUCUUCAGCAGCUAAGCUGACCAAAACGUCCCAAAGCAGGCUCUUCCCAUUAAAAGCGGAAGAAUCCCAUCAGUCGGACGUAAAGCCCCCAGCGGUCACUCCUGCAAGCAACUCAACAGGCAGCUUUCAGUUAGCAGUGCAGCUUCACAAGCCUGUAACAAUGGAGCCCCUAUGUGUUUCGUGGGGAGAGCAGUCAAAAAAUGUGAAUGGGCAACGUUUUGACUCACAUAGACCACCGUCAGUACAAGCAAAGGAAUACACUGAGUUGUUCAUUGAAGAAGACGAUGAAGCUAGAAGUGAGAAAGAGCAGGAUGUUAGAGUUUUAAAUCAGAUGCACAGCCCACAGGCUGAAGUGUCUCCAUCUACUCAGUUUCCCCACAAUGGUCCCUCCUCCCCCUCCACACCACCCCCUGUGACCUCCCUGCUUUCCACUUCUUUUUCCUCUGCUUGCCCUUCAUCCUCUUUCUCCCACACACAACAGCAGCACAAUCGUAGUAUCGUCCCUUCCUGUGACCAUGCCUCCCCUCGUCCUCCGUCCCUUCCUCAGCUCACAACGUCACUGCUGCCUCCAAUUUCUCCAUCUGUCUCACCACCUCCCCUCCACUUCCCUCCAGACGAUCCCUCUCAGCGGUCUGUCUCUCACCCCUCAAGCUCUCCUUUUCUUUCUAGUCCGGUCACGACAUGUCCCAUCUCAGAGCCAAAUUUUCCCCUUCCUCCCGCUAACAUUGCCCCUCCACCCUCCACUCAGCGCUGUCCCCCCACUGCCCCAACUGUACCACAUCAAGGACGUAGGUCGCCUAAGGUGAAGCAGGAUCCAAUUGUUGGUGGUAAACCCCCUCGUAGCCCCAUCUUGUCCCGGAGGUCCUAUCUGUCACCCGUUAGAGGUCGAAGGCGGUCAGUACAAGAUGCACUCCACGGUGGAGGAGACCCGUACCAGGCGCUGUACAACUACAUGCCUCGCAAUGAGGAUGAGCUGGAGCUGCGGGAGGGAGACGUCGUUGAUGUGAUGGAGAAGUGCGAUGAUGGCUGGUUUGUUGGGACCUCUCGAAGGAGCAAGUUGUUUGGAACCUUCCCAGGAAACUACGUGAAGCAGCUAUAAUGAUUCCAAACUCCCGCUGACCCCGCCCCUUUCUAUGACCCGUUCAUCGCCCUCCUCAGCACAGCACCCGCAGGACAUCAACAAAGACCUGCAGCACACGUUUGUGUUUGCGUGUAUGUGUGUGGCUUGUCAGCUUCACACAGACAAAAUACUUAGCUCUAACUAGCCAUCUUUAAUGGAAGACUUCUAUAAAGUAAUAACGCAUUUUUUAAACUUAUCUUUUUACCCUUAUUUUUCUAUUAUGGAGAACCGAAGAUUUGUGCUGCACCCAGUGACCUUUGACUUUUGACAAUAACGGAAGUAUAUCUGCAGUGAUGCUUUCCUUUCUUUUUCAGUUGUUUAAGGACAUUAAGAUCACCAAGAAUACCUUUUUUUUUCUCCAGUAACUCAAAAUUUAAAUCACUUAUAGUUAACUUCAGUGUUUAUUUACAGAUGUCUCCACAAAGAUUUAGUGCAGAGAGUGUUAAAGGAAAGCAGUAUUGUGUCAGAGGCCAGAUGUGUUUUGGCAAAUUAGGAGCCAACGUGUUGCAUCAUCAUGCCAGGUAAAAGGAUGGUUCAGCAAAUGUUUUUUUGUUUUACUUUGGGGGAUAUUAUUUAAUAAAAUGAACAAUAAGUUUAAAUACUGCAGACGUGAAGAAAAACACUAUCACAGACUUAGCUCCAGAUUAGUAAACACGUUGUUGCUGUUCAGUUAUUUUCACGUUAGAAUUGAAGCACUUUUACUGAACUUGAUCACAAACAAUCUCUUUGGUUUCUUUUUUUAACCUCACUUCAGAUUUUACACAGCAGAGGUCAUUUUGACUGCGCCUGGCUUCGGGGGAGAGGAGUGUGUUGAAAGUGUAUGCAGAAAGGUUACUGACCUUUUUUUAGGUAUUAUAUUUAUUAGAAGACGAAGGCUGGUCUCACUGUGUUAUACGAUGAUUUUUAGAAAGAACGGAGCACCACAUUGUUUUUUUUGGGAUUUUUUUUAAGCAUAUUUUAACAGUACCUAACUUACAUUUGAAUGAUUGUUAUUUUAUGGUCAUCAUUAUUCAAAGUCCAGGUUCUGAGUGAUUACAGAAAAACAAAAACACAAUGGUUAAUGGGCUAAAAAGAACUUACUGUUGUUUUAUGAUGAAUUUAUUUAAGUCAGAUACAGGACGGGAAUUUUGAAAACCUUUGGAAAUCACAGAACUGCUGUUGGAUCUUUUAUAGCUGUUGUCAGAGUGAGUGGGUAGUGUGUCAUUACUCAUGUUUGUACUGUUGUGAAAUGAUUGGCAAUUUCCAUCUUAGCGUGUCGUUCUCAGUAACUGAUCUCUGUUUUGUUUUCUUCACAAAGAAUGGACACUGACAACAAAACGAUGUAAAAGCACCUUAAAAUAUUUUAUCAUUCACUGUCCUUCACGUCACUCUCUGUCAUUCACCAUUUCAGCCGGCGUGAGUUCACUGUGUGCGAGUGUGAGCGUGUCGUGUUUUUGUAAGCCUUUUUUUGUUUUUGUAUGUGAGCUGUAAAAUGGCCAACAUCCACUUGCUUUAUAAAGUCGGCUUUUUCUCAUCCACCAUCA
Messenger RNA from Maylandia zebra (zebra mbuna), 7166 nucleotides. NCBI's taxonomy places the organism in Eukaryota, Metazoa, Chordata, Actinopteri, Cichliformes, Cichlidae. The record is from RefSeq and is a predicted model, not a curated record.